Molecule: messenger RNA, 722 nt
Organism: Triticum urartu
Lineage: Eukaryota; Viridiplantae; Streptophyta; Magnoliopsida; Poales; Poaceae
Source: RefSeq, a predicted model, not a curated record
UGAGCUGGAGAAAAACGCUGUUCGUCAGCGAGGCGUUUGUCGCCGCAAAACACCUAUGCGUUUACUUCUUCUUCUACCUCUGUCCCCGAAAACCAGUUCGUGCUAUCUAGGGUUAGCCCAACAGCGGCUACGGGUGUCUGGCCAGCAGCAACAGCUGCGGCAGUUCCGCGCCCGGAGAAGCCGCGCGCUGGGCGAUGCGGAGGACGACGACCUGCCGCUUCCUCAUUCGGGCGUCCUCCUCUGCGCCGUCGAGAGACGACCAUGGCCGCCCGAUGCCCGAGCACCGCCGGCCAAGGAUCCGCCGGCGUCCAGACCCCCUCACGCCAUCCCCAUCUCGCCAGAGACCUACACCAAGUCCCAUCCAGCGCCCGCGCCACCCUUCGGGCCCCGCCCCGCAGCUCUGCAGCCCGAGCGCUUCGGCCGCCUCGCACCCGAAGCAGAGGAGAGGAGCUCCCUACCACGAGCCUCUCCAGCCCCGGCAAACCAGCAGGCCGACCCGGCCUCCUAGUCACUUCCCUCCUUCCUUUUUUUCCGGCGGUACGCAUCACCCCUUCCUUGGCUUCUGCGGGAAGCCGGCGGCAAGCUGCGGCCCGUGCCCGGCGGUGGAGAAGGCAAAUGGAUAAGCGGUGGUGGUGCCCGGUGGUGAAGCAGUUUAAUUAAGUACCGUGGGUAGAAUUGUAACAAAUGCAGGGGUGUUUAUGUAAAAACGAAGCGUUUUCUCA